CCAGAUCCCAACAACCCACUCCCACAACUGUUACACACACCCUCUGGCCUGGCGAUUCUCGAACUCCAAGGAACAAUCAACUUUCCCACCAACACUGCAUCUGAUGAAGACCCUUCUUCAGAUCUACCAUCAACAGCCACAGAGGUCGGUCGUUUGGUGUUUCCCCACUACACACCAGGCAUCUCUGACCCCAAUGGCGGAGCUUGGAUGAAAAGAGUCUACUUUUACAUUGGAAAACAUCAACGCAUGACGGGCGAGAUCAAGAAAUUGGCAAAACCAUUGGCGGUGUUGAGGAAGGCAGAUGGCAAGGAAGAAGGCGCAGUCGAAGUUGUGGAGAUUGUGAAGUACAAGAUUUUGUUUGGGAGUAGACCGGAGCCAGUCAGU
This is a messenger RNA of Aureobasidium melanogenum CBS 110374, 384 nucleotides long. RefSeq lists its product as uncharacterized. The record is from RefSeq and is a predicted model, not a curated record. The transcript has a single exon. Gene Ontology annotation, cellular component: Ctf18 RFC-like complex. NCBI's taxonomy places the organism in Eukaryota, Fungi, Ascomycota, Dothideomycetes, Dothideales, Saccotheciaceae. Gene Ontology annotation, biological process: mitotic sister chromatid cohesion. The annotation marks the transcript as partial.